Solanum verrucosum is the source of this 957-nucleotide messenger RNA. RefSeq lists its product as uncharacterized. The record is from RefSeq and is a predicted model, not a curated record. The transcript is spliced from 2 exons. NCBI's taxonomy places the organism in Eukaryota, Viridiplantae, Streptophyta, Magnoliopsida, Solanales, Solanaceae. The coding region runs from base 1 to 957 and encodes 318 amino acids.
AUGACGCAACUUCAGAUUAUCGAGGAUAUGACCUUACAUGGAAGGGUGUGGAGGUUGUGUAUUAAAGUAGAAGAUCCGGAUGAAGAGCAGCGACUGAAGGAAAAUCGAAAGAAGGACGUAAAGGCAUUGUUCUUCCUUCAACAAGCAGUCAAUGAGACAGUAUUUUCCCGAAUUGCAGCAGCCACCACUUCGAGGCAAGCAUGGAGAAUUUUACAAACAGAAUUCCAAAGCUCAUCAAAGGUAAUAGUUGUAAAACUUCAAACUCUUCGGCAUGAGUUUGAAACUUUAAUGAUGAAAAGAAAUGAACAUGUGCAAGAUUUUUUGUCUAGAGCAAUGGCUAUUAUUAGUCAAAUGAGGUCAUACGGAGACCAAAUAACUUAUCAAACUGUUGUUGAAAUUUUUUUAAGGAGUUUAACUCCUAAGUUUGAUCAUGUUGUGGCUGCAAUUGAGGAGUACAAAGAUUUGUCAAAAUUUUCAUUCGAUGAAUUGAUGGGUUCUUUACAAGCACAUGAGGCAAGGAUAAACAAGUUAACAGAAAAGCAGGAAGAAAAAACAUUUCAAUCUAAGGUGGAGGCACAAAAUUCAAGAGAUCAUGAAAAGGCACCAACAGGAAGAGGACGGGGCAGAGGUGCAUUUCGUGAAAAUAGUCGAGGUCGAGUCAAAGUCUUUGAACAAAGACACUUCAAUGAGCAAAAAUGUAAUAGAAGCAACAAACAAUGUCAUAACUGCAAGAAGUACAGGCAUGUGCAAGAAGAUUGCUGGUACAGGGAGAACCAAGCAAAUUAUGCAGAGACAACUAAUGGAGAAAGUAAGUUGUCCAUGGCUUGUCGUGAUACUAAUGAAGUUUCAGGUGAUAUGUGGUUUGUAGAUAGCGGCUGCUCCAAUCAUAUGUCAGGUAUAAAGUCAAUCUUCAAUGAACUUGAUGAGACACUAAACUCGACUGUUAGGCUUUGGUGA